This is a messenger RNA of Exaiptasia diaphana, 2691 nucleotides long. Its product is annotated as tetraspanin-9. Gene Ontology annotation, cellular component: membrane. The record is from RefSeq and is a predicted model, not a curated record. NCBI's taxonomy places the organism in Eukaryota, Metazoa, Cnidaria, Anthozoa, Actiniaria, Aiptasiidae. The transcript has 7 exons. Bases 334 to 969 code for a protein of 211 amino acids.
GCUCUACAUUUGAGAUUGAAAAUGGCGCGAUCUGGCAAAGAAAUUUGUGCUCAACUUUCCGUCACUUGCCAAUUCUUGAAAAGCAAAGUUAAWCCUACGAAAACAAUGCUAAAUAGACUUGACGUAUUGGGCAACCUUUCAAAAACUGUAUUGAGCUCCUUGCUCUAUCGAUGUGGCGAUGUACAGCACGUGUUGCUCGCGCCGACGACACAUUCCGAUGGCGAAAAUAUCGCGUGAGUUUAACCGUUCAAACUUACUUUUAGUCAGAAUUUUCCAUCUGCUGAAGAAAAGGCUUCUACAAAGUGACUACACAAGAAUUGAAAUUAGUUCAACAUGCCAUUAGAUAGAGGAGCAAGAUGCGUCAAGUAUCUGGUUUUCUUGUUCAAUUUUCUUUUCUUUGUGUGUGGUAUUGGUCUAAUGGCUGUUGGUAUCUAUGUUCAGCUUCAAGUCGGUGACCUGGCUCAGCUGCAAAGUGUUAAAUACAUUAAUGGCUCUAUCUUGAUCAUAGUUGUGGGUGCAGCYAUUGCAAUGGUGUCAUUUUUUGGGUGCUGUGGUGCUAUCAAAGAGAACAGAUGCUUUCUAGGCUUGUUCUUUGUGAUAGUGUUGCUGGUCUUCUGUGGAGAGAUUGCUGGCACUGCAAUGGGAUUUGUCUACAGGGGACAGAUUGAAACAAGGCUGAAGGAAGAUCUCAAUGCCUCUUUAUUGACGUAUGGACAGGAUGUCCAUGUGACAACAGCUUACGAUAUUCUACAGGAAAAGGAGCAAUGCUGUGGUGUCAAUAGCUAUACUGACUGGAGGAUGAGCGUGUAUUCUAAAGGCAAUAGSUCUAUUGUACCUGAUAGUUGCUGUAUUACACAAACCUCUGGUUGUGGACAAUCAUUUAACAAGAGUAACAUCUAUGUAGAGAUAUCUGCAAUGACUUUUGCAAUGAUGCUGAUAUGCAGAAUCAGCCGACAGUCAACAGAAUGACAUAAGUUUCUGAAGAAUCCAGAUUGUACAUAUUUUACAGGAAAUUUUGAGCUUUUAGUGAAGUAAAAGUGCACUCUUAAAAACGGUUAAAGAUUUUUGCCAUAUCCAGAUUUGGAGUGGGCUUGAUUGGUCUUGAUCAAGACCAAGAAAAGUCUGGACAUGGCACAACUCUGACAAAGACGAAAGGCUGUAUGGCUUCUGGAUGAUUCCAGUAUAGACUUGCUGCGAGUAUACUCWWGAUUCUUUGGCAAGGAAUAUCAUAAAAAUAUUUUAUACCGAUGCAGGRUUCUCAUUUAAUGUUUGGGCUCCCUGUGUACCUACAYGUAAUGGCUUUAUCAACAUCUUGCAGUAAAUUGAAAAACAAAUACAAAAUAAAAUAUCAAUUCUUUCAUUGAUUUUUUUUAUAUGUUUUCUGUUGAGUCUGUACAUGUGCACUCUAUUGUCUAAAUACGUAAUGUGAAAUAUUUCUGUGUUAAGGUAGUUAUGCAUAUUUUAAAUAUCACUUUGAGAGUCUCCAUUUCAGUCGUAAGUAAUCAUGUCUGUAUGAAGCAAUUUUGUAAUGUUAUUGCUUUUCAAGUCUGACUAGCACAAGUUUGGUGUCAAAUGAURUCAAAUUUGCGUGCUUGUCAGCAUUCAAAACUAAACUGAGGCAAUGAGAGCAAAGAACCUAGUUCUGGCACACUUCACUUCACUUAAGUUUUAUUGUGCUACCUUUUGAAAACAAAAAAUAAAUUGCACACAAAAAGCUAUCAUAACACAAACAUAAGAGUUUUGGUUAAGCUACACACAGGCCUGUUGAUCAACCCAAAUGUUGCACUGUUUUUCUUACAUGCUUUUCAGGCCAAACCACAAGUAGCUCAARCACAGGUCUAUAUUUGAAUCUAAAGUAUGGGGAGCUCAGCCCACAUUCGUUACUCAUAUCACGAUCUCAAAAUGAGCUAUAAUUAGCCACAAAAUUGCUUGACCUCAUUGAAAGGUACAGAUAUCCUAUAGCUUGUGUUGUUAUCAUGAUAAGCCGUAACCUGAGAUGGUGCUUAAGGAAUCCUGCUUGGACAGGAAAAAAAAAAACCAUUCGACAUAGAUGCACCUACUUUUCCAUGAGGUCAAACAAUCUCUUGAUAAUGAAUGUGGGCUCCCUAUGCUAUGUCUACACUGAAUAUUUUGUUUUCUUAAAACGUUGUGCYAACAUUUAAAGUCAAAACAUUAAAAUUCAAAUUCACUUGUUGGGUUACCUGUAGAGCUACAUGAAAACAAAAAUAUCAAAUUAUGUUUAUAAAUUUUUACAGUACCAUAAGUUAAAAGAUAUUAGACUCAGUGUUUUUUCAUUUCCAUUUAAUAAUGGCAAAUUCGUCCUGGAAGAGUUGUUGUAGUGCAUGAUAUUAAGUACAUUAUUAGUAGCAAUUCAACAAUUCAGUCGUGAAAAAAAUGUUUAUCAGAAUUCUUAUCACUAUUAUUAUAAUAUUUUUCUGUUUUUUAUUAUGUCUGGUUCUAGACUAAGAAGUGUUGAAUGUCUUUCUUGAAAAAAAAAGGAAAUGCAGACAAUCUUGAAAAGGUUCACCUAAAAAGAAAUUUCCAAUGUUUCAAAUAAUCACAGCUUGGAGAUAUAGAGGAUAUUACGUUGGUUGCUUGGAGAUAUGAAUUUUAUCUUCAAGUGUUGAAAAGAUCUCUCAUGAGUGAGCGUAGCGAACAAGCGAGAGAUUUUCAACACGAGAAGAUAAAAUU